This is a messenger RNA of Ipomoea nil (Japanese morning glory), 1412 nucleotides long. Its product is annotated as probable RNA methyltransferase At5g51130. Gene Ontology annotation, biological process: snRNA modification. The transcript has 9 exons. Gene Ontology annotation, molecular function: snRNA binding; RNA methyltransferase activity; O-methyltransferase activity. Lineage: Eukaryota; Viridiplantae; Streptophyta; Magnoliopsida; Solanales; Convolvulaceae. Bases 289 to 1179 code for a protein of 296 amino acids. The record is from RefSeq and is a predicted model, not a curated record.
AUCCCUUAUUCCGCCAUAUCGGGCUCUCAGCUUUGCUUCUCCAUACUUCUCCCUCGUCUCUCACCACCUCUGCGCCUCCUGCCUCCGUUCACGCCCUCGGCGACACUCCGGUCAGCCGGUCACUCCCUCGCUCCUCAGUCCUCACUUCAUCGACUCAGCAGUUGCGUCCGUACGGGACUCAGGCACUCAGCGGAGACCGUACGGGACUUAGGCACUCAGCGGCUCUGCGACCUCAACUCAGCUUCGCCCCUCAGCUAGUCAGCUGCUUCACUGAGUCACAAUAAAUCCAUGGCUCAAGUUGAGCACCUAGAGACAAUGUGGGAAGAAGAGAAGAAGGACAAUUGUAAUGGAGAAGAACAAAAUCCAGUGAAUACAAAUAAGAGAAAGUACAAGGAAGUUGCAGUAUUUGGGAACUAUAGAAACUACUAUGGAUACAGAAUUGGCCUUGAUGAAGAUCCUAGGUUAAAGGCUAUGAAGAAAGAAUGGUUUGAAGGCAAGAAUUGUCUUGAUAUUGGCUGCAAUAGUGGAGCUGUUACUAUUGCUAUUGCUCAAAAGUUUUGUUGCCGAAGCAUUCUUGGAAUUGACAUCGAUAGUGAUCGAGUUACGGAUUCUUAUUGGCAUCUCAAGAAAGUAGAAAGGGCUCAUGAGAGAUUGCUAUUGAAAACAUCUAAACAAGUGGAUUCUAAGAGGUUAAAUGGUUUGGAGGGCCAUCUAGCAGAGUCUCUUAAUGGCAGAACAAGGGAUGAUUCUGAAGAAUCUCAUGCAUCAGGAAGGAGAGAUUUGUCUGACAUAGUGUCUUUUAAAAAGGCAAAUUUCAUUAAACAUUGGAAUACACCAGAAGAUGUGCCUUUUGAUACAAUUAUAUGUUUAAGUGUGUCAAAAUGGGUGCAGUUGAAUUGGGGUGAUGAGGGAUUAAUCACCUUAUUUGUGAAAGCCUGGAGGCUUCUUCGACCGGGUGGUGUGUUUAUUUUGGAACCGCAGCCCUGGAAUUCAUAUCAUAAAAAUCGUCUUGUCUCAGAGACAACUAGAAUUAAUUAUCAAAAUAUAAAGAUCCAUCCCGAAGAUUUUCAGGACGUACUUUUGGACAAGAUUGGAUUUCGGAGGGUAGAAGACAUAACUUCUAAUGCGUCUGGUCAAAAAUCUGGAUUUCAAAGACCUAUUUUUGCAUUCUGGAAAUGAUUGAUCCACUUCUUCAUGGAUGAUAGUGAAUGCCUUACUGUUAUGUAUAUGCAUAUUUUGUAUCAGAUAGAGGGAUUUACAGGUAAAAUGUUGCAUGUGAUAUUAGUUGGUGGUUUUGUCUUCACCACCUUGUUGACUGAUCUUGUUCUAUAUAUAUGUAUUAAUUAUUCGAAAUGUGUGUGUUUACUACAAUGCCUUUCACUAAUUAAAAGUGAGGUUUUAAAUUUUAUUUA